Molecule: messenger RNA, 1330 nt
Organism: Pogona vitticeps (central bearded dragon)
Lineage: Eukaryota; Metazoa; Chordata; Lepidosauria; Squamata; Agamidae
Source: RefSeq, a predicted model, not a curated record
GGUGGAGAAAACUGUUGCUUUACCACACUAAGAAACUGCUCCUUGAUUGUGACCUUACCGGUGAUGCCUGAAGGAAAGCCCACGCUGUAUGUGACAAGCCUUACAAACUACUUAAUUGAAGAGAAACUUAUGAAGCCCUUCCGUAGGCUGUACAACAUCAACCUGAUGGCAGAAUAUUACAGAGCCAAGCAGGCCCUCAUGGAGACCCCAUUUGAGUACCAUGCCUUGUUGAUGGGGUAUAAGCACCUGAGGACAUUUGAUGGGGAGAUGUACAGCUUGACCUCCAAAUGCAGUGUGCUCCUGGCCAAGGAUUUUAUUCAUGAUACAUUCGCCUUAAUAUUAAACCUGAACAGUAGUGGUGUCAAGUCACUACAUGCUUAUCUGAGUGAUACUACUGUUGUUAUCCACCCAGAACAGAAGAUUUACAGCAAGUACAACAGUUCCCAGUGGGACAGUAGCUGUCAUCCUGAUAUUCCUCUAGAGGAAAACGACAUUGUAGUGCAAAGAGAAGCAGAUCACGUUGGCAUAUCCACUACCAGUGGGGCAUCAUUUUCAUGUGACCUUCGUUAUGACCUCUGUACUCUUACUUUGGAUGGAUGGCAUCAUGCCACGUCUGCUGGCCUUUUGGGUACCAAUGACAAUGAAGCUGGCAAUGAAUGGAUGCUUCCCAAUCACUCCUAUGCAGACAGCUUAGAGGAAUUCAUUGGUGCAUGGCAGGUAAGCGACCACUGCAGCCAAGCAAAGAAUGCUGAGAAGCUGUGUGUCAACACAUCUGGCUCCAAAAUCUGCAAAACUUUUUUCCAAGACUUCAACUCCCCCUUUAGGAAUUGCUUCAGAGUCGUGGAUCCCGAACCAUUCCAUAGCCUUUGCGUAUCUCACACAUGUGAACUGCCCAAUAUAAAAACACCUUGCACCAUGGCUGCUGCAUUUGUUCACUUGUGCAACAGGAAUUUUGUUCCUUUGGAAAUGCCAUUUCAGUGUGAUGGAGAACUGAGGCUGAGAAAUAGCAGCUUGCCUAAGGCCACACAUUGAGACCAGAGUAGAGGAGAGACCCAUGGUCAGACGUCCUGUAACCCAAAGCAAUUUUUAAACUACAUGAUAACAAACUGAUUAUUAAUUUACACAUUUUCCCACUGUCUUGGAGAUUUAAGUAGGAAAAUUUGAUGCAGCGGCCCAAUCAGGAAAUGAAUUAGUUCCAUUACAAUGCUUAGUUUUUAGAAGUAAUUUUUUGCUUUCCCAUUAUUCAGAAGUAAUUAAAAUUAUGAUGUGUACUUUUAUGAAAAAGGUCAGAAUGUAGAAAUGUAGGAGCCACACCUAAGCUGUGAGGCUA